This is a messenger RNA of Scedosporium apiospermum, 1539 nucleotides long. RefSeq lists its product as uncharacterized. Gene Ontology annotation, cellular component: cytoplasm. The coding region runs from base 1 to 1539 and encodes 512 amino acids. Gene Ontology annotation, molecular function: glutaminase activity; ATP binding; NAD+ synthase (glutamine-hydrolyzing) activity. Lineage: Eukaryota; Fungi; Ascomycota; Sordariomycetes; Microascales; Microascaceae. The transcript has 10 exons. The record is from RefSeq and is a predicted model, not a curated record. Gene Ontology annotation, biological process: NAD+ biosynthetic process.
AUGCAAACGGAACCCUACUACCUGGAGUCUAUUAUCGAGCGAAUUACUGGUCAGCAUACUGUCCCUUUCGGCGACGCAAUCCUCUCCACGCUUGAUACCGCCAUCGGAUGUGAAACUUGCGAGGAGCUCUUUACCCCUUCAAAUCCCUCGACCUAUAUGGGUCUAAAUGGCUGUGAAAUCAUCCUCAACAGCAGCGCUUCUCACGCCGAGCUUCGAAAGCUGAGGACUAGGCUCGAUCUUAUUGCCAACUCUACGAGGAAGUUGGGAGGUAUUUACGUUUAUGCCAAUGCUACCGGUGUCGAUGGCGAGGCUCGCAUGAUGUUUGACGGCUCCUCGAUGAUCCUAGUCAAUGGUAGAGUCUUAGAGCAGGGAUCUCAGUUUUCCUUGAAUCCCGUUGAAGUCACAGUAGCGACAAUUGAUAUUGAACAAGUUCGGAGCUUCCGCUCCAGCAUCUCGAGAAACGUCCAAGGGGCUGCUCAGCCGGACUACCCCCGAGUUGAAUUUCCCAUACGACUAUCCCGACCGGCCGACGAAGUGUACUUUUCCGACGUGUUGAAGAUGUCCAAGGACAAGGAACUCCGAAUCCUUGACCCCAUGGAGGAGAUUUGGCUGAGUACUUCAGUAUAUCUCUGGCAAUGCUUGGAUAGCUCAACAGUCGCGCUCUUCGUUUACGGAAUGGCCAGGCUCGUCAUGCAUUCCAUCGCAGCAGGAGAGACCACAACUCUCUCAGACCUCAGGCGCGUCACUGGCAUAAAGGACUUCUCACCCAAGAAACCCGAAGAGAUUGUCAACCUCCUACUCACAACCUGCUAUAUGGGAACUGUAAACUCCUCCGAAGACACCAAGUCACGGGCUAAGAAGCUGUCCGAGAAGCUAGGCGGUCAUCACUUGGAUAUUUCCAUCGACAAUGCCGUUGGUGCCCACAACGAUCUUAUCAAAACGGCCUUGAAUUUUACGCCGCGGUAUAGCGUCCAUGGCGGUAGCCGUGCAGAAAACCUAGCGUUGCAGAACAUCCAGGCUAGAAAUCGUAUGGUGGUCCAGUACUCGCUUGCACAACUAGCGACGACGGCCCGGAACCUGCCCAGGGCUGGUACACCACUACUUGUGCUAUCAAGCGGUAACGUGGAUGAAAACCUUCGCGGAUACUACACGAAGUACGAUGCCUCGAGCGGUGAUCUAGCGCCAUUGGGCAGCAUCUCCAAGACUGAUGCCCGUCGUUUCCAGAGCUGGGCACGCGAUGAGUGGGAUCUCCCAAUCAUGACUGACUUCCUCGAGGCAACGCCCACCGCCGAGCUCCUUCCUCUCGAGGCAGGUGUACAAGACGACGAGUCUGAGAACGAGAUGGGCAUGACCUAUGAGGCGAUCAAUCGUCACAAGGCCACCAUCAUCACUCCCUCGAUUCACUUGUCCGGAUACAAUCCCGAUGACAACAGGCACGACCUGCGGCCGUUCCUGUACGUCGUAGACUUCCCGUGGCAAUUCAACAAGAUCAAGGCACAUGUGGAGAAGUUAGAAGCACGGCUCCAGAAGCGUGCCUAA